AUGGUCUUCCCCGGGAGACUUAGCACCGGGUGCUAUAAAACGAACUGGGAACCUCAGCCUUGCAAGGCUGAGCCUAGGACAAAGACCAAAAAGAGGCCCGAUUCGACACAGCCGGUGAGAGUGAGAACACCGUCACGAACAUCACCAUCACCAUCACAACAGCCACCGGUGCCCGUGCCGAGUUCAAGAUCCGAUCUCAUCCCCUCGUCAUUCGCCCCAUCCAGCCCUCCCAAGGCCAUCAUCCCCUGCCUCGAGUGGCAGUCGCUAUGCUAUUUCUUCCACCAACAUGUACUUCACACCCACCGAUCCCCGUGUGAGGGACAUCUUGCGUUUCUGCCUGAACUGUAUCAAGAGAGGGGUAAUGCGCCCUGUCUGAGGAAUGCCAUACUCAGCGUGUAUUACCUUUCGCUCUUCAAUGCCUCCAGGAUGGACGAGCUGUAUGUCAGCGCUCGGAAGCAUUACGGCGCUGCUUUGAAGUCCCUGACCCAAGCACUCAACGAUGAUGAGCUGUCAAUCCAAGACGAAACCUUCGCGGCAGCACUGUUCAUGAGUAUGUUCACAGAAAUCCAAGCCGUAGCCAGUAACCUGUUCUCCUACGCCUGCCUCCCCGCCUCCAUCAGCAUGGCAUACAACCCGGAUUACGUGCUGCGCUUGGGAAUCAUCACCAGCAUGAUCUCCGAAUUCUGUCAAUCAUCCAGCGAGUUCCAACGAAUCGAAGCCGAGCGGUCCCCGAAAGCAUGCGCCAGAUUACUCCACUCGCUGCUGGGACGGGCGUCCAGAGACUAA
Molecule: messenger RNA, 786 nt
Organism: Aspergillus heteromorphus CBS 117.55
Lineage: Eukaryota; Fungi; Ascomycota; Eurotiomycetes; Eurotiales; Aspergillaceae
Exons: 4
Coding region: 1-786 (261 amino acids)
Source: RefSeq, a predicted model, not a curated record